AUGGCAAAGAUCAAUGAGAAUCCUAUUAUUUUUGCAUUAUCAAAUCCAACAAAUAAAGCUGAAUGCACUGCAGAAGAUGCUUACCGUUGCACCAGUGGCAAGGUACUGUUUGCAAGUGGAAGCCCAUUCUCAAAUGUGAACUAUAAUGGAAAAAUUUUUAAGCCGGGUCAAGGAAACAAUGCUUACAUCUUCCCAGGAGUUGCUCUUGGAGCCAUUCUUUUCAACAUACGCCAUAUCGAUGAUGAAACGUUUUUAAUCGCAGCUCAUGAAGUCGCAAACUGUGUAACAGAGAAGGAUUUCAAAGUAGGCCGUUUGUAUCCAAGACUAAACCGUAUUCGCGAAGUAUCAGUGAAAAUAGCUGUUGCGAUUGGCGAAUAUGCAUAUGAGAUAGGUAUGGCUGGGCUUUAUCCAAAACCAGAAAACAUGAAGCAGUUUGUGCUUUCUCAGAUUUAUCAAACCACUUACGAUGAACUCAUUGAUGUCACCUAUGAUUGGCCAGCUCAUGAUAUGAAGCAUGGCUUUCCGGUACCAGUUUCACGUCGAGAAAGUGUUGAUGAUCCCGCUUCAAUUCGAAACAUUGCAAAGUCUGCAGUAUUGAAACAGAAACAUCCAAAUUCAGCAGAUGAUGAGACGAUUCCUGAGUGGUGCCAUUCCAAAAAUGAUAUUAAAUUAUACAUGCUUUACCGGCAUGAACGUGAAACCCCUAAAAAACAUGGAUUUGAAAUUUUGAAAGAUAGCCGUUUUUGUAAGGGAAUGGCAUUUUCUUUAUAUGAACGUCAACACCUUGGAAUACACGGUUUACUACCACCUGCAAUUAUGACUGAAGAUCAGCAAGCUUAUCGAGCUAUUCUCAAUCUUCGAAAACAGCCAAAUGAUUUGGCUAGAUAUGUACAACUUGAUUCUUUACAGGAACGUGAUGAGAAAUUAUAUUACCGAGUGAUUUGCAAUCAUGUAAAAGAACUUCUACCAAUUGUUUAUACGCCAACAGUUGGCUUAGCAUGCCAAAAAUAUGGCUUCAUUUACCGGAGACCAAAAGGUUUGUAUAUAACAAUCCAUGACAAUAGCAUAAGCAAAAUUUAUCACAUUUUGUCCAAUUGGCCUGAAGCAGAUGUUCGAGUUAUGGUGGUAACAGAUGGUGAGCGAAUUUUGGGUCUUGGCGAUCUUGGAUGUUACGGAAUGGGAAUACCAGUGGGUAAAUUAGCUCUCUAUGUUGCUCUGGCUGGUGUACUACCAAAAUGGUGCCUACCAGUUGUUCUUGACGUUGGAACUGACAAUGAAACUUUACUGAAGGAUCCAUUAUAUAUUGGAUUACGCCGAAAACGUGUGCGUGGUGAAGAUUACGAUGAGUUCAUUGACAAUUUCAUGAAAGCAUGCACUAAAAAAUUUGGUCAGAAACUGCUGAUUCAUUUUGAAGACUUUGCUCGACAGAAUGCUUAUCGUCUCUUAGAUCGAUACCGAGAAAAAUAUUGUGUUUUCAACGAUGAUAUACAAGGAACUGCUGCUGCUGUGUUAGCUGGACUUUUAGCAUGUCGCCAACACACUGGGCGACCAUUAUCUGCCGAGAAGUUUAUUUUUUUGGGCGCGGGAGCAGCAGCAAUGGGUAUUACGGAACUGUGCAUAUCUCACAUGGAAACAGAAGGUGUCAAACGUAAAAAAGCCCGAUCACAUAUCUAUUUGGUGGAUAUCAAUGGGUUGAUUACCAAAAAUCGUCUCCAUAUGGAAAAGCAACACGUUCCAUACGCUAAGGAUAUGCCAGAAAUCACAAAUUUGCUAGAACUAAUCAAACUGAUCAAACCAACGGCUCUAAUUGGAACUUCAACCACUGGAGGCGCAUUCAACGAAGAAAUAGUUCGUACGAUGGCAGAAUUUAAUCAAAAACCGAUUAUUUUUGCUUUGUCAAAUCCAACGAAGAAAGCGGAAUGUACAGCAGAACAAGCAAUUAAGUGGACUGACGGUAGAGUACUGUUUGCAAGCGGUAGUCCUUUCGAGAAUGUAAAAUAUAAUGGAAAAUUAUUCAAGCCUGGCCAGGGAAAUAAUUCUUAUAUAUAUCCUGCAGUGGGAAUGGCGGCUAUUUUAUUUCAAAUACGACAUAUUGAUGAUAACAUGUUUCUCAUUGCUGCUCAGGAGGUAGCAAAAUCUGUUAGCAGUGAUGAUUAUCAAUGUAGGCGCUUGUAUCCAAGUUUUAGUCGCAUUCGAGAAGUUUCCUUGAAAAUAAUUAUAGCCCUCGGAAAAUACAGCUAUGAAAAAAAUAUGGCAUCACUUUAUCCAAAACCAGAAAAUGUUGAAAACUUUGUACGCAGUCAAAUGUAUAACACAAAUUACGAUAAAAUAGUAGACUAUCGUUACGACUGGCCUGAACAGGAUAUGGUGCAAGGCUAUCCGGUUCCUAAUGACUAA
Messenger RNA from Thelazia callipaeda (thelaziosis nematode), 2397 nucleotides. The record is from the annotation of a GenBank genome assembly. NCBI's taxonomy places the organism in Eukaryota, Metazoa, Nematoda, Chromadorea, Rhabditida, Thelaziidae.